This is a messenger RNA of Colletes gigas, 2057 nucleotides long. Its product is annotated as U3 small nucleolar ribonucleoprotein protein MPP10. NCBI's taxonomy places the organism in Eukaryota, Metazoa, Arthropoda, Insecta, Hymenoptera, Colletidae. Gene Ontology annotation, biological process: rRNA processing. The transcript is spliced from 4 exons. Bases 74 to 1948 code for a protein of 624 amino acids. Gene Ontology annotation, cellular component: Mpp10 complex; small-subunit processome; sno(s)RNA-containing ribonucleoprotein complex. The record is from RefSeq and is a predicted model, not a curated record.
UGUUCACGGAGCGAACAUAACCUUUUAGUCAAACAUUAUUCUUUACAGAUUUUAAUAUAAAUGUAAAUAUACAAUGGCUGAAACAGAAAUACUUAAUAAUGUCAUAUCCACAGUUGAAAAUAAUACUAAAAAGCCGGAAGAUUUUUUAAGCGUGCAGAACCAAGUUGCUGUGGAAUUUAAAAAUUCUACAAAACGUCUAUACGAUUUUACAAAAGAACAGUCACAAAGAAACACAAAUGCACUGCCAGAGCUAGUGACUGAUGGUUUCGACGAAGAGCAGAUCUGGCAGCAACUUGAAUUGCAAAACGAAAGUGAGCUCAUACACUUUUUAACCGGUGUCUCAAAGAUUUUAGUCGGGAAUAAGAAACUAACAAUUCCAAUUAGUACAAGCAAACCUGAAAUUGUACAAAGCAACGAAGAAAGUACAGAGAGGAAAGAAGAGAGCGUGUCCGAAGAUGAAAGGACAAAACAAAAAAGUACUUUGAAGAAGUAUAAGGAGAAUAUGAAGAAGCUUAGAACUAAAACGUCGGUCGUGGACGACAAAUUUUUCAAAUUACAAGAACUGGACGAAUAUCUGACAAAGGAGGACAAAAAGGAAACACAGAGCGAGAAGCACGAGCAAGGAUCGGACGACGAGUCGGUGGAUUUGUUUAACGAUUUCUCCGACGACGACAGGAAAACCGGGGAGGAAAAAUUAGUGAAAUACGCGGAUUUCUUCGAUAGUCCACAGAGCGAAGACGAAGCGACUAAUGCUCCCACGCAGCAUAAGAAUAUCGAUAAUAAUGAAACGAACGAAGAAAUGCUACGCGAUAGCGAUUCUGAUGAUGCAAUGGACACGGACAACGAAUCGGAAGAUCGCAAUUCUUCGAAGAAGAAGGUUACGUUCAAUCUCACGAACGAUUCCGACGAAACGGACAGUUUAGAGAAUAAGAUCACCAACACUAAAAACACAGAAAAAAGCCAGUCUUCCCUCGAAACUCGCCAGGAACGAUUACAUAGAAGAAUUAAAGAAUUAGAGGAAGAAGCACUGGCAGAGAAACCGUGGCAACUUAAGGGCGAAGUAAGCGCCACUAGCAGACCACAAAAUUCGUUGUUGCAAGAAUUCGUCGAAUUUGAUAUUACAACCAGACCUGCUCCUGUCAUCACUGAACAGACCACAUUUAAGUUAGAGGAUAUAAUUAAACGAAGAAUAAAGGAUAAAGCCUGGGACGACGUCGAGAAGAAAUAUAAACCGGUCGAAACUCCGCUAGAGUAUAAGAAGAAACUGAUUCUGGAUCAGGAGAAGAGCAAACAAAGUUUGUCUCAAAUUUAUGAGAACGAGUAUCUGAAACAAAAACAAGCAUUGAAUCCGGAUAACGACGAAAAGGAGGAAGAAGAACCGAAAUUGCAUGUAGAAAUUAAGGAAAUGAUGCAUGCUGUAUUCUCUAAAUUGGACGCAUUGUCCAACUUCCAUUACACUCCGAAACCGGCUAAUCCGGAGAUUAAGAUUAUUAGCAAUAUUCCUGCAAUUAAUAUGGAAGAAGUGGCUCCAGUAGGAACCAGCGACGCUACUUUGUUAGCGCCUGAAGAGGUUAAGGCGAAAUCGCGAGGCGAUCCUAUUGGCCAAUCAGAGAGAACGAAAACUGACAUGAAACGGGAACGAAGACGCAAGAAGAUGAGACAACGCGCGCGACAGGAAGUAAUGGAGAAGAAGGAGAAACUGCACGCGAUGAAGCCCGGAAUCGAAAAGAAAUAUAAGAAACAAAAGGCCGCGGAAUUAGCGAAGAAACUGAGCCACAGCCGAAACAUCAUAAAAAUGGACGAAACGACACAAAAGGUUUCGAAAUCGUCUACCGCGUUCUUCAAUCAAUUGCAGGACCAAGUGAAAAGCCACAUUAAAUCGAAGACCGGCACAGAGACGAAGAAGAAACAGAAAAAUGCUCUGUCCGCGGUGAAAUUGAAGUUGUAGAUUUUGUAUAAAAUUUUUUAAACGCAAAUUACUAUGUUGUACAGUUUCAUGUUUAAUUUUAUACAGUUAAAAUCCAACUACGUACAAUUUAUCGAAUGUAUUAUUUUUA